Molecule: messenger RNA, 1716 nt
Organism: Ostreococcus tauri
Lineage: Eukaryota; Viridiplantae; Chlorophyta; Mamiellophyceae; Mamiellales; Bathycoccaceae
Product: CBS domain
Exons: 1
Coding region: 1-1716 (571 amino acids)
Source: RefSeq, a predicted model, not a curated record
AUGGCGUCGCCGGAACGCGAUGGGAGCGUGCGGGGAGGGGAGAUGCGCGACGGCGUGGACGGUGAGGCGUAUCCGACGCGAUUCGCGUGGGCGUACGGCGGGCGAAACGUGCACUUGUGCGGGUCGUUCACGAAUUGGCUCGAAACGGUCCCGAUGGCGCAGGAGGGCGGGAACGGGGACGGACGAACGUUUACGGUGAUGUGUGACCUCCCGCCGGGGUAUCAUCAGUAUAAGUUCAUCGUGGACGGGCAGUGGAGACACGACGAGAAUCAAGCGUUCAUUCAGGACCCGCUCGGAAACGUGAAUAAUUGGUUGUACGUGAAACCAGCGGAAGGGGUGACGCCGCCGCCGGCGAGCGCACCGACGACGGCGAUGGAGACGCCGCGGAGCGCGCCGGUGCCGGUGCCGGGCAAGGCGCACCGAGUGGCGAUGAGCGAGGACACCGGAGGCAUGGAUUGGAUGCGAGACGACGCGGGCGACGGAGAGACCACGGCGGUGCGGGCUGGGGCGGUUAAGGCGAGACGAACGAGCAUGGACACGGCGAGCGCGCAGAGGGCAAUCGCGGAGGAGAAUGGGUCUGACGUCGGGAGUCCGAGAAGUGGGAGUGAAAUCGAUACGAGCGGGGCGCGCGUGAUGGAGUUUUUACACAAGCAUACAGCGUACGAGCUCAUCCCGGAAUCGAACAAGGUCGUGGUGUUAGACACCAAGCUGCCUAUUCGGCAGGCGUUCCAUGCAUUUUAUGAGCAAGGUAUUUACGCCGCCCCUCUGUGGGAUGAGGAAAAGAGAGACUUCGUUGGUUUGUUGAGCGCAGGCGACUUCAUCGACAUCAUGCGUCGGUUGACCAACGCGCUGUCAGAGCGCGAUGACGUGAGCGACGCGGAUCUCGAUCAGUACACCAUUGAUCUUGUUCGAGAGGAGUAUCAUGAGGAAGGCGUCAGCGUGCGGCCGCUCAUUCACGUCAAACCUGAAGAUUCGUUGUAUCACGUGGCGCUGACGAUGACGGAAGCCGGUGUGCACAACGUGCCCGUGCUUUCGUACAGCGCAGUGCGCCCGGCCGGGGGAUCUAUCUCCAAUUCACCGCUUUCCUCAGCGCAGCUAUUGCACAUGACCAACCUCGCCGAAGUGUUGGCGUGUCUGAACAGACACUUUAGGGGUAUUCCUAGCGCUCUUCCGCUGUUCUCGCAGCCAAUCGGAGCUUUGCCAAUCGGCACCUGGACGGAGCGUUUCGGCGGUUCUCGCUCGAAACCGAUUCCGCCCCUCCCUCAAGGCGUACAGGAGAGUCAUUUAGUGCGCAGUCUUUAUCCUAUACGCGCGGUGCAUCCGGACUCAUCGAUUGAACAGGUAUUCGAGGUCCUUCACGGGAUCUCGGCGCUCCCGAUCGUGAACGAGCAAGGUGUGCUCAUGGACCUGUACGCUCGCGGUGACGUCAUUCGUCUUGCCGCGAACAGCGCGUACAGGUCCAACGUCAAGACGAUGAGCGUCGCCCAGGCUCUCGGAGCGUCUCGAGUCACCGCAUUGAACGAACAAAACGAUCCGUCGUCCACGCACUACGGUCGAUUCAGCACGUGCGUCCGCGGCGACACCCUUCGCACGGCGCUCGAGAUGUUGUCCUUGCCCAACAUCCGUCGUCUCAUCGUCGUCGAUCCCACCACCAAGGUUAUCGAAGGCAUCGUGUCGCUCUCCGACGUGUUUAGCUUCUUGAUCGAAAACGCCUAG